Molecule: messenger RNA, 468 nt
Organism: Prorocentrum cordatum
Lineage: Eukaryota; Dinophyceae; Prorocentrales; Prorocentraceae
Source: the annotation of a GenBank genome assembly
AUGCUUCGCACGCUCAUGGUGUUUCACGUCGCGGCUAGAAGACACGCAUCCUCCCUCCGCGGCGGGAUAGCUUCCACCACGGCAGCAUUUUUCGGCUCGAGACGGGCCCUCCUUCGCUUCCCGCCAGGCGCUGGGGCACGCAGCGGCCCCAUGCAGCAGCUCGGUGGCGUGCUGGGGCUCUUCUGCGGACCCCAGCCCACCGCGCAGCUCGACACGCCGCAGAAGGAUCGACAGGUGCUGGCAGACAGCACCGACUCUCCGGUCGACCGGGCGGCGGAGAGAGAGGCGCAUGUGGUCGUGCCGAUGACCCCAGAGUUCUUGCGGGAAGGCAUGAACGCUGCCGCUGCUGGCAUCCAGCCUUGGGACGACCGGCGGUUUAGAAGAGUGAAGCAGCUGCAGGAAGCCAAGCGAAACCACGGGUGCGUGGAGCUCAUGCGCGAAGGAGGGGUGGCACCUUCGUCGCCGUGA